GGUUUCAGUGGUGAAACACUAAUAAGCCUUUAGUAAAAGACCCAUCCCCGCUUCUCCCCCUUUCUUCACUCUCGGCAGCUCCCCGUUCUCAACCUCCCACCCCCCUCACCAAAACAACCACAGCCACCAUUUUCUUUCUCCCCUUCUCUCUCAAUCAAUCUCUGAACCAUACCAACUGCAAAUUCCAAUGUUGCAAAAUCUAACCAAAUAGUGAUCAAGACGUCAAAUUUCCAUGGGAAGCAAGCACUAACCCACAACCAGGAUCAACCAGAGACGGAGAGAGAGUGAGAGAAACUUGAAUAUCGGCUGGCUAAGCUUUUUUUUUUUUUUUUUUGGGUUUGAUUCAUUAUUCAGACUGAGCUGUGGGUUUUGUGAGUUUCCCAAUUCCAAUGGAGACUAGUUCAGCAAUAUCAUGUCCUUCAACUCCUCGCUGGAACUCCGAGAGGCCAUUCCUCACUGGCCGCUUUCAUCAGGAAACCAAAACGACGUCGCGUUUCUUCGACACCAAGGGCUAUUCCGGUGAUUCCCUUGGCUUGGGAUCCGAAAAGGCCAUUGGUUGUUACAAUGCUGCUGUUCAGGAACUUGUGGUCAUCGAUGACCUCUUGUCUGCAAUGGUUGGGAUCCAAGGACGCUACAUUUCGAUCAAAAGGGCCCACGGAAAAGAGGAUAAUUUCACCUUUCAAGUUGAUGCAUCCAUGGAUUUAGCUCUCCAGGAAUUGGCGAAACGGGUAUUUCCUCUGUGUGAGAGCUUUAUGCUCAUUAACCAGUUUGUUGAAUCAAGAUCUCAAUUCAAGAAUGGUCUGGUGAAUCAUGCCUUUGCUGCUGCACUCAGGGCUCUCCUUCUAGAUUACCAGGCCAUGGUGGCACAAUUGGAACACCAGUUUCGACUUGGAAGACUGUCCCUACAAGGCUUGUGGUUUUACUGUCAGCCAAUGAUGGGGUCCAUGCAAGCACUAUCUAACGUAAUACAGAGGGCUUCAGCUAAUAAUUUUGCAGGUUCUGCAGUUCUUAACCUCUUGCAGAGCCAGGCUAAGGCCAUGGCUGGUGAUAAUGGUGUAAGGUCAUUGCUAGAAAAGAUGGCAGAAUGUGCGAGCAAUGCAUACCUUGGAAUAUUGGAGAGGUGGGUUUAUGAAGGAGUCAUUGAUGAUCCUUAUGGUGAAUUUUUCAUUGCUGAGAACAAAUCUCUUCAAAAGGAAAGCCUGACUCAUGAUUAUGAUGCCAAGUAUUGGACGCAACGUUACAGCCUCAAGGAUGGAAUCCCUAGCUUCCUUGCAAAUAUUUCUGGGACAAUUUUGACCACUGGAAAAUAUCUAAAUGUCAUGAGAGAAUGCGGGCACCAUGUUCAGGUCCCUCAAUCAGAAAAUUCAAAAUUGAUGAGCUUUGGCUCAAACCAUCGCUAUCUUGAGUGUAUAAAAUCUGCUUAUGACUUUGCCAGCAGUGAGCUCUUAAAUCUCAUCAAAGAAAAGUAUGAUCUGAUGGGAAAGUUACGAUCUAUAAAGCACUAUCUUCUUCUUGAUCAGGGUGAUUUUUUAGUUCAUUUCAUGGAUAUUGCUCGAGAUGAGCUUACGAAAAAGCUUGAUGAGAUUUCUGUGGAGAAGCUGCAGUCUCUUCUAGACCUUGCUUUGCGUACCACAGCAGCUGCAACAGAUCCUUGCCAUGAGGACUUAACAUGUUGCGUGGUAAGCAACUCUCUUCUUUUUCUUGGGAGCAGGAAUGUUCCUGAUGAUAAUGAUCUAGAGGAGCCAGUGAGCAUAACAGGACUUGAGACAUUUUCUUUGAAUUAUAAGAUUCGGUGGCCAUUGUCUAUUGUUAUCUCUAAACAUUCCUUAACAAAGUACCAGUUGAUUUUCCGCUUUCUUUUCCACUGUAAGCACGUGGAUCGCCAACUUUGUGGGGCAUGGCAAGCACAUCAAGGAGUUCGUGCCCUCAACAUGCGUGGAACUGCUAUCUCCAGAUCAUCUCUGCUCUGUCGUAGCAUGCUGAAAUUUAUUAAUAGCCUUCUACACUAUCUAACAUUUGAGGUUAUUGAGCCUAAUUGGCACGUGAUGCAUAAUAGACUUCAAACUGCAAAGAGCAUAGAUGAGGUUAUCCAACACCAUGAAUUUUUCCUUGACAAGUGUUUGAGGGGAUGCUUGCUUCUUUUGCCUGAAUUUCUCAAGAAGGUGGAGAGGCUGAAAUCACUUUGCCUACAAUAUGCAGCUGCAACUCAGUGGUUGAUAUCAUCUUCUAUUGAUGUUCCCAGCCUUGUCGAGUCUGAUGGUUCACUUGUGUCAGAAAAACCCAGGCAAUCGAAAUCACGGCGUCCAUAUCAGCCAUUAAAAUUAAGCUCCAGCAAUAAAACUGUUGCUGAUUCUAUUCUCAAAUUCGAGAGGGAGUUCAAUGCAGAGCUUCAGAGCCUGGGACCAAUAUUGAACAGUAGCUCCAAAGCAGAACCAUAUUUGACUCAUCUUUCGAAGUGCAUCUUAGGCAUUGGAAACGAACACUGAAUUCUGGCUUCUUUUCUGUUACUUAGGUUUCAAGAGGUCACGGUUUGUGAAAAUGUUUUCCUGCUGUUGUGCUAGGCUUGUGGUUCGUAGCAUGCCAAGAAUGUCUAAAGUUUAGGUACUUGUUAGAGAAUUUUGAGUUGGUGCUGUGUACUGGGGAAAUUCUGUUUUUUUGGUUUUUUGUUCUGCUGAUUUUUGUUUUGCGGGUGGCCGGUGGGUGUUUAGAUUCAUUGUUAAUUUCUGGCAAAGAUUAACCAUGAUAUACAAUGUAAUCCCCUGAAUUUUAAUUUCAUCAUCUGUAUCAUUAGUUGAAGUGUCAACUUGUUUGGUAAACAAGGGUCAUAGAAACUUGUCGCAA
Messenger RNA from Prunus mume (Japanese apricot), 2841 nucleotides. NCBI's taxonomy places the organism in Eukaryota, Viridiplantae, Streptophyta, Magnoliopsida, Rosales, Rosaceae. The record is from RefSeq and is a predicted model, not a curated record.